Molecule: messenger RNA, 597 nt
Organism: Camelina sativa (false flax)
Lineage: Eukaryota; Viridiplantae; Streptophyta; Magnoliopsida; Brassicales; Brassicaceae
Source: RefSeq, a predicted model, not a curated record
AUGAUGCCACAAGGGAGGGUGGUGAAUUCUCGAAGGAGCAAACAAGAGAUCAAUGGAAACCGGAACAUCAACCGUAGUAAGGGUGGUAUGGUUGUGAACCAAGGUGGACGUACUGCAGUAAACAUUGACCCGAGGGGAUGUUAUAUGUGCGGCCAGGUCGGACAUUUUUCCCGAUCCUGCCCGACAAUUGUGGAAACCAAGUCUCCCAAACGUGCGUUAGUCAAAUGUUUCUUUUGCGGUGAGAUAGGCCAUUACGCGACCUCAUGUCCUAUGAAUCCAAACAAGCCAAACGCCCAACCUCCCAAUCGAGCUUCGCUUGCGGUGACCGUUAAGGAACCCUUGAUGAAGAAGCAAGAAACCUCGGCUAAAGUGUAUACCUUAGGAAUAGAGCCAGCCAAACCUUCAGGAUCUCAGAAAGGUCCUAUAACAGGAACAUUACUGGUGGGUGGUAACCCCACGCAUGUAUUGUUCGACUUUGGGGCGACCAACAGUUUUGUGACAACUGAGGUGAUCGACCAGUUUGAGAAAGGGUUUGAGGAAGAGGAAGUUAGUGUUAUUGUUCACACUGCUGGUAACCAACCACCUUUGGAGACCUAG